Larimichthys crocea (large yellow croaker) is the source of this 10143-nucleotide messenger RNA. Its product is annotated as matrix-remodeling-associated protein 5. The record is from RefSeq and is a predicted model, not a curated record. The transcript is spliced from 12 exons. Bases 334 to 8775 code for a protein of 2813 amino acids. NCBI's taxonomy places the organism in Eukaryota, Metazoa, Chordata, Actinopteri, Sciaenidae. Gene Ontology annotation, molecular function: protein binding.
UGCUACUUUUUUCUUUUCUGGAGACGCACAAGAAGACCUGUUGGAUGUUAUUAAAAGCAUUUUGCUGUAGUGCGGACUUGACAAAAGUCUUACAUACUUACGCUUUUUUUUUUCUCUCGCUCUAAUGUGACAACUUUUCUUCUUAAUUCAACAGUCUCGAAGUUUAUGGGUGAAUAAACUAGUUAAUUGCAUAUCACAUUUCCGAACCGAGCAGUUGGAUAAAAAUCAGAAUUUGAUGCGUAAAAUGAAUAAUUCCGUGAAAUAACUCAUUCCUCCGGACCAAAGGAUUUCAAGUGAUAAUCACAGAGCUGUUUCUCCCAUUGUGGAGUGAAGAUGUUUCGGCGUGUGUGUUUGCUGCUGGCAGUGCUGACUCUCCUGAUGCUGACACUCCUGGUGCCCAUGGGCCAGGCAUGUCCCAGGAGCUGUAACUGCUACCAGGCCAGUGAAGUCCACUGUACCUUUCGCUCCCUGCUCACAAUACCUCUUGGUCUGCCUGCACACACACGGCGUAUAAACUUAGGGUUCAACAGCAUCAGCGGGUUUCAUGACAGUUCCCUGGCUGGGCUAAAGAAGGUGGAGCUUCUAAUGCUUCACAGCAAUGACCUCCAUCAUCUUCCAGACGGAGCAUUCAGAGAUAUGAAAUCACUACAGAUAUUAAAGCUAAGCUAUAACAAGCUGAGAGAGAUCUCUUCAUCUCUGACCUUCUCCGGCCUGACCUCACUGCUGCGUCUGUACUUGGAUCACAACCUCCUCCAGCACAUCCAUCCCCGGGCCCUGCUCCAGCUGCCUAGCCUCAGGCUGCUACGUCUGCAAGGAAACAGGCUGCAUCAGCUGCACCCUCACGCUUUGUGUACACUGUCCCUCCUGAAUACAUAUUACUUUUCUACACUCAGACACCUAGACUUGUCCAACAACACUCUAACUACUCUGCCCAGAGAGACCUUAGUGACAGCACCUCUGCUGGAGACUCUUGUGCUGCAGGCUAAUCCAUGGAGCUGUGACUGUAGAAUGAACUGGUUCCUCACUUGGAGUCUGUCUCAUCCAGGUUUAAUGAAAUGUCCCGGUGGCCCUCAGUGUCCAAUUUGCAGCUCGCCCAAUUCCCUUCAAGGUCUGGGCUUGCUUGAGCAGACUGACCUAUCAUGCACCUCACCAGUCAUCCCCUCCCCAGGAAGAGAUACACCUUUGGAGACCGAAAUCAGUGAAAUCCAAUCAAGUGAAUCCUUCAGAGAGCCUUUAGGCUCUGCAUUUCUGGGUCUGUCUGAUCACCAGGGGAACAGCGUUGAUCUGAGUUGCAACAUCACUUACUCUUCAGAGUCCAAGGAUAUUGCUCCUCCGCCAGAUCUUUCCCUGUCCUCCCCUUCUCCUCUCCCCCUCGCUCUGUCACUCUCUCUGGAUUGCCCUGUGGAAAGAGAGAGCUAUGAGAAACUUUGGAGGAUCCUAGCUUACUACAGUGAGACUGCAGUUCGUCUGGAUAGGGAAAUUAUGCUGAGCAAAGCCCCAGGAUUGGCCUACCGGUACAAGCAGGCAGCAGAGACAGAUGGAUAUUAUCACACUGGAGUCAAAGCUUCUGUAAAAAUCAGACCACAAUGGUUGCUACAGCCAGCUAUUAGCAUUCAGCUAAACAGAGCACAGUCUAACGGACACAAAGUUCAACUAAUAUACUCAACAAGAGUUUCUGCUCGUCCUGAUCCUGCUUCUCAUCCCUCAAUGACAUCCCCUGCCUCUCACCCAUGGGUGCUGAUUUCAACUAAUCACACUACCACAGCACUGGUAGCAGCAGCAGGCAGUAAAGUGGAGUUACCCUGCCCUAUUUUAAGUUCUGGUAACCCCAAAGUACAAUGGAUUCUCCCAGAUGGAUACAAGCAGAUCUCCCCUUCCAACAGUCUAGAUGGUAGGCCAUGGGCUUCACCCUCUGGUUUACUUCUACACAAAGUGCAGCUCUCAGAUGCUGGUAUCUACUACUGCGUAGCUCGGGCAGGCAGAGAUGUAGAUGUUCUCCCCAUUCGACUGGCAGUAGAAGAGUCCUCAAUUCCACCUUCAGGAGAACAAGUAGGACUUUCUGUCACCGGAACAGUUGGGGAACCCAUCAGUCUGUCCUGCAACGCUUCUGGUUCACCAGUGCCUCGUAUGAGUUGGCUGUUACCAGAUGGAAAUAUAGUACGACAAGGAUUAGCUGUGUCAGGUAUCACGAUACAAUCAAAUGGGAGUCUCACAUUGCCUAAUCCUUCUCAGAGGGAUGCUGGUCAUUAUCGCUGCAUUGUGCUCAACCAAUAUGGUAGUGACUCUCUGUUCUUGCAGCUGGAAUUACAGUCUCGACACCCCCCUCAGUUUAGGACUUCUUCUUUUCCCAGAGGGCCGCAGUCAGCUGCUGGUCGGUCAACCCAGAUACGAGCUCCGUUACUACAUCAGGUGGUGGAAGGAUCUGGUAAUGAAGAGGAAGACGAAGAAGAAGAAGAGAGAACUCAUAUUAGCAAUAGGAAACGUCCAAGACCUCUCCAACCUUCUCCAAACAGACGUUAUCCAAUUGGUAAACCCAGAAGACGUGGGCCAAUGAGAGAAGGCUCCCUGAGAAAAGAAGGAGGACCUGUAUCAUCCACUGACCAGAGAAGAAACCGUUUUGAGAACAGACGGAGAGUUACUGCAAACAAACAAAGGAUAGAUCCGCAGAAAUGGGCUGACAUCCUGGCUAAGAUACGACAAAAGACUGCUAACACUAAUAACAACCAGCCCAUUGCAGCAGGAAAGCCCACAGCUAAAUCAGUGGGAAGAGGCCAAGGCAGAGAAAGACAGGAGGGAGAUGAUGAUGCAGAAAUAGUUAGAGCUGAGGGAGCAGGGGUGGAAGCAGAAACUGAAGGGUCAUCUGUUGAUAACGCUGAUCUGCAAGAGGAAGACCUACAGCCCAUUCACCCUGUUCACCCAGGAAUGCAAACACACAGAGAGACAAAAUCAGACACUGACACAGACACAGAGAUAAAGAAAGGGCCAGUGAGAUCAGAACAAACACAUAUGGAUAUGGAAAACGAGACAGAGACACACAUACAGAGGGAGAAAGCAGGUCCACAGACUGUGACUGUGACAAACCCAGAAAUACAGAGAGAAGCAGUCACGUCUAAGCCAAUCUCAGGAACAAAUGAAAUUCUCUCAGAACCAGGUGAAGGAGAUGAGAGAGAAGCAAACCCCAGCCGAUCUAGAGUGAGGCCCCAGAAACCCCGACAGGGAUUAUUCCCUAAUUUGGUUCCAAACUCUCAGCAUCAAAGUCCUUGGAACUCUCGCAGAAGGAUCGGACAGCGAAGACGAAUCAUUAACAGGCCCAGGGGGCGACCUUUGUCCCCACCCCGACCUCUGCCAGGCCCUAUGAACCCCAAGUCACCAACUACGACACCUGAAACAACCACCGAUAAAAUUGAUAUGUCAUUACUGGUGUCAACCACCACAUCUCCAGCUAUUUUCUUGACACACAGUGACCAUAUUAGUAACACUCUUAGUAUCACCACUUCAAAAUCCUCCCCCUCAUUGACUCCCUCUUCCUCCUCUCUCACUUCAUUAUCCUCCUCUCACACAAAAACACAUAUAGACAUGAUGACUCACUCAGUCACCAUCCCAGACACGGCAGAGUCCACUGCCUUCACCACCACGCCGACACCAGCACCCACUCAGUCUGAUGCUGCGACUGCACAGACACAUGUGCCAGACACCCACUCCAGGGCACAUACACAUGGCAUACAGACACACACAAAAACGCACACAGCCUUAGGCAAACAUGUUGAUAGACCCCCAAGCAAACACAGUGAAGAGCUGGAGAGGAAUUUGUUGGAUGUACCAUAUGUGUUCCACUCCUCCACCUCUCUGUCGCCCACUCUGUCCUCCAUUGCUUCCUCCACAGUCCCCAGUGCUACUACUACUGCAAAAACCACAACAACUCCUUCAGCUGUUCUCAAGAGCACUCAUUCUGCUAGUUCUGCUGGAAGCACUAGAAGUACCUCUACUACUAUUGUUAAUGAGGGCACACUUUCCACAACAACUACAAUUACUCCUAUAACUACAAGUCCCAUCACAUCUACUGCAACUACCAUUAUUAGUCCAACAUCUACCACUACCAAAAGUACUACACCUACUGUUACCUCUACUACAACAACCACAACUCCUAUUUUUACAUCUACUACUCCCACUACUAUUACUUCUUCAACUAGUCCUUCAACUACUUUCACAACUACUGCUGCUACAAGUACUACAAUUCCAUCCAAAGCUAUUCCUACAACUCCUAACCCCACUACUACUACUACUACUACUACUACUACUACUUCAACUAGACCUUCUUCUACUUUGACUACAACUACUACUGCUGCUACUAUCACUACAAUUCCAUUAAAAGCUAUUCCCACUACUACUACUGCUACAACUACUACUCCUACCAGCACCAUCUCAGUCAAAAUAUCUCCAACUACUACAAGGGCAGCUAUACCCAGUGCAUCUUCUACUACUACCACAACAACGACAUCAACAAGUACCACAGCAUCACAUAGGGAGAGGCCAAGUGCUGGCCAAGCUGUCCCCAGAGGGAGACCUGUUUCUGGUGCUCCAAACCAGAGUCGACCCCCGAUUGACUGGAAGAACCCUGGAGCUAAUACUAUUCCCGAUUCACACAGCAGCAGGACACAGAGGCCCCCCUCUCCUUCAUUCCCUAUCACACCUGGGGCCCCAGUUAGGAGAUUCAGACCAAGGAUUGCAGACCCACACAUCAGGACGGUGUCAUUCCCAGCUGAGAGCACUGCCAGACUAGCUUGUGAAGCUCAAGGAGAGCCGAAGCCCUCCAUCACAUGGACCAAGGUCGCCACAGGAGCAGUGAUGUCACUCCACUCCAGGGCUCAGCGUUUUGAGGUCUUGCCAAACGGCACCCUUCUUAUUCAGAAUGUUCAGCUGCAGGACAGGGGCACAUACAUCUGCAGUGCACACAGCUUUCUGGGUCGUGACAGAUUACUAACCACCCUAGAAGUGUGGACCCGCCCCCCUCGGAUGCAGCUGGCCAGCUACAGAGAAGCUACUAUUCAUCAGGGUGGAGAGGUGCACUUGGAGUGCCAGGCGGAUGGUGUCCCCACCCCUCUCCUCUCAUGGGUUCUACCUGAUCGUUCAGUCCUGACCUCCACUGCCCGCUCCACCAGUCGCAUCACUAUGGACACAAAUGGAACCCUCCAUAUCCUACAGCCUUUACCUAGUGACAGAGGAGUGUAUCGCUGUGUGGCCUCCAACUCAGCAGGUGCUGCCAGUGCCUCUGUUCGUGUACAUGUGUCCUCGUUGCCCCCGGUAAUACAGCAACACAAAGAGCAGCACCUGCUCAUGUCUCCAGGGAUGCCUGUUUACGCUCAAUGUUCUGCCCGAGGUGCCCCACCACCAACUCUCCGCUGGCGAAUCCCAGAUGGGACUCUCGUUCGACCAUCCCAGUUUCUCCAUGGUAACCUUUUUGUCUUGCCUAAUGGGACACUGCACAUUCGAAAAGUUGGGCCUAAGGACACUGGAAAUUACGAAUGUACAGCAAGUAAUGCUGUUGGAUCCGAUAAGAGAACAGUGAGGGUUGAAAUUAAAGGGGGAGCAGAAGGAGACAGAAGACAGGGAGGAGCAAGAAAUGAAGAGGCAAAAGAAGUCCCUACUGAAAAAACAUCUUCUCAAUCUUCACUCAAUAAAAACAAAACUUUGUCCAUUCCCAGCCACCCCUCAAAUCCAUUCAACUCGCCUAGACUCUCCCCUCCAUCGCCCUUUGAUAGAUCUAGGACCUUGCCGAUCACGCCCAGCUCUUCUCGCUCAUCUUCUCACCAACUCAAUCACAGUAACUCCCUCACUCCUAAAAUCAAUGAAAUAAUCACUGCUUCCCCCACACACUUGACCACCAUCAACAAAACAAAACCCUCCCCUCUCUCUCCACCUCCCACAGGGCCUACAAAUAACACCAAAGUCUCACCCAGCAUUGUAAAUAACGCAAGAGUUACUUCUUCUUCCUCUACUGACAAAAGCAGAGCCUCAGCUGUUUUGCAUCCCUCACCUCUCUCACCUUUCAGUAAAGCACGUAUUGUCUCUACAUCACCCUCCAUCACUACUGUCCACUAUGGAGGGCUUUUGCAGCUACACUGCUCUGUGAUUGGCAACCCAUCGCCCAUCAUCAUUUGGAGAACUGCCAGCAGGAAACUGGUGGACAUGCACUUCAGUUUUGACCGACGUCUGAAGGUGCAUCCUAAUGGGACGCUGUCAGUCCAGGCAGUAACAGAGAAGGAUGCUGGAGACUACCUCUGUAUCGCACGCAACAAGGUCGCAGAUGAUUACCGCCUCCUGCGUGUCUCUGUGGCUACCAAGCCUGCCAAGAUUGAGCCCAGGCAGCCGCUCAAUCAGAUGGUGUUGUUUGGCAAACCACUGAAGGUGGACUGUCAGGCAUCAGGACUGCCUGACCCAGCUGUCCAUUGGAGCCUACCAGAUGGAACCAUGGUGAACAGCGUUUUGCAGGGAGAAGGUAGAGGAGGACGAGCACGGAGGCUAACUGUGUUUGACAAUGGGACUUUAUUGGUUCCAGCAGUGGGUAUGGGAGAAGAAGGAGAGUAUACAUGUUAUGCUGAGAAUCAAGGAGGCCAAGACACCAUGAAGGUCAAAGUAAAGGUCAUGAUGACAUCUCCACCAACCUUCACUCAUGGCGGAAGCUAUCACAUCGUUAAAGUACGUCAGGGGGCAACCGCCACAAUUCGCUGCCAUGCCACAGGAGAUCCUGCGCCAACAGUGACAUGGUUUUCCCCGACACACCGUGUCAUCCCACGAAGUUUGGGAUCUGGAUCGUAUUCUGAGCGGGUAGUGGCGGUUUCAGAUGGAACUCUGGAGGUGCGCCUGGCUCAAACAACUGAUACAGGAAACUAUACAUGCCGAGCAAGCAACUCAGUUGGAGAGAGGAGCAUGAUGGUGGGUCUGGAGGUGGAGCCACCUAACUAUGACCUGAGUCGCCAGGUGGGAGGAAGAGGCUGGAGUACUAGCAGUGAGCCCGGUGCUGGUCAUAGCAGUAGAUCAGGGGUCAACAUUAAUAAUGCAGGGAUAAUCCAGAAUAGACUGACCAAUGGAGUCACGAGCAAACUUGGUGGCAAUAACAGCAGCAAUGAUGGGUAUAGUACCAAUAAUGGCAGGAUAAAAAACAUUGUACCAAACACUGGCAUUAAUGUAGCAACCAGUGGCUCUGAUUCUGCCCUUAGGAGUGAUAGUCAAAAUGGAUUCAACAGGCCUGUCAGUGGAGUUACAACUCAACUUAGUAGCAGUGUCGUGGUGGGCAGGAAUAUAGGCAUUAAAGCAGAUAACACUGAAAUAAAUAGAAAUGGACCCGGCAUUGUGAGUAGCAGUAACAGCACAGUUAGAGGAGAUCUAGAAAAGAAUCCUGGGGCAAAUAAUAAUGAAGUAAUUGCAGGAAAGGCUAGUAAUGGUGCUAACACUGGUAUUUCUAGAAAUGUUGGAUUUUUAAGCAGCAGUGUGUCGAAUAUCGGAGCUGGUACUGGCACAGUUAGAGGAAAUGCGUUCAGUGGGAGCAGCAAUAUAGGAGUGACCAAUGGUAACAGAAACAGAGGUGGUUCAAGUAGUACUGCUAUAGCUGCUGGUAAUACUGGGACUAUAAACUCUGCUAACACAGUUGUGGGUGUGGUAACGACAGUAAAGCAGCGAGUGGUGAAAGGCCAAACUGUUCUCUUACCAUGCCCCUCCCAAGGCUCCCCUCCACCCCGUGUGUCCUGGCUUCUGUCUGGUAAUGGCGUGUUGCCAGCACCUUACUAUGGUAGCCGGCUUACUGUGCACAGAAACGGCUCCUUGGAGCUGAGAGGUGUGCGGGUGACUGAUGGUGGGACCUUAGUUUGUGUAGUUAGAGGUGAGAGAGGAGAGACGAGGAUACAGGUUGAGCUGGAGGUCUCUGAGCCACAACAGGAAGCCAAAUCUCCACACAGGGGAGCUGUGGAAGGACCUGUGAAGGAAAGUGGUUUAAUUGAGGUCUCUCGCUCAGGAGCUUCACUAGAUUCAGCUCAAACCUUAAGCUCCAGGCCAGUGUUGCCCGAGAAGCUUAAUCCAAGAGUCACAGUUACUCAAAAGCCUCUACACAGAGGGCCGUCUUUACUUGCUGCACCUCAUCCAGCUGGCCCUCCACCCCGCUCAACUGGCUCUGCCUCACAGCCAGCAGUAAACACCAAAACAGCUCCGUUGGUAAGCAUCAUUAACGGAGAGACCCUACGCCUGUCUUGCCCUGCAUCUCAAACACAUGGAAACACCCAGGGCUCUCUCAUUUGGACCAUGCCCAGUGGCAAAGUACUGUCCCGAGGUGAGAGUAGUGACGCUGGCCAGUAUCUAGUUCAACAGGAUGGAACACUAACAGUGCAACACGCCUCCGUGUUUGACCGCGGCGCCUACACCUGCAGAUCCACCAGUAACGACUCCUCUUCGGUUUCAGUUGUCACGGUUCCCGUCAUCGUUAUUGCCUACCCACCACGCAUCACAACAGGCCCAUCCCCGGUGACCUACACACGACCUGGGGUUGCUGUGGAGUUGCCAUGCCUGACCAUAGCAACACCCCGGGCGACGGUUACCUGGGAAACACCAGACCUGACACAGCUGAGGGUGAUGGGUCAGGCUCGUAUCUAUGGGAACCGCUACCUUAGUCCUCAGGGUUCCUUGGUGAUACAGAAUCCGACAAGUAGGGAUACAGGAUUUUACAGAUGCACCGCCAAAAAUGUAAUAGGAGUGGACACCAAGUCCACCUACCUGCAUGUUAUAUAAUCAAAUACACACACACGCAAGCAUGCAGCAGAAAAACAGAGACUCUACCAGUCUUCUGUACUGGUGAAUGAACUCCAUGCUCUUAACACUAUGUGUCCCACAUGCCCAAAGGAACUGCAAGGCUCUGUGCAGGAGAUACUGUUGAAUCUCGGAAAAGAUACUACAAAUAUACAGGUAUAUGUCUCAUGUAUGUAUUUUUAAUUUGUGACUUUAUUUGUUUUUCUAGUUUUUAAUACUGUAAUGUUUGUUUUUUAUAUCAGGAGUGGUGAGAUUUUCUGCAGACACAGCGUCACACAUGUUUCUCUGCAAAAACACAUGCACAGUAUGGUUGUCUUAUGAAGCUGGUGGUUCACCUCUUGUGCCUUGUUCUCUGUCUAAAUGGCCUAAAACAUAUUUUGAAGUAAGGACAGAGGAAGUCAAAUACACAGCAUGUUUUUACAUGCUACAACACUGGUUUUGUUUCCUUGCCCAGUGUUGAUAUUUAGGUCUGGGCAAUAUGGACAAAAAAUAAUAUUGCACUCCAAAAACAUGAUUUUGUCAAAAUAAAACAUGUUGCUGAUGCUAAAAGACAAGCAUGCUUCACUAGGCUUGAUUGCUUUAUUUCAUAAUUGUAUGCAUCCACUAACACUGAGCAGGUUAACAUACAGCAUUGUAUUGACUGUGUCACUGAAUAUUAUAGACACAACACAAAGAAGCUUUUUGUUCCUCUCAGCUGUCUACAGGCACAUACAUGUUCAUUUUUAAAAAAUAAUAUUUGGAUUAAAAACUACAAACUCGAUAUUUACCUUAUUAACUAUUAAAAUACUUUUUUGCAUUUUUUAUUGAUAAACUACAUAUUAAGAGGUUGGAUUUUGUUGCUGAUAUGCGUAAGUAGCAAAUAGUAAUGUAAAUUGUCAGCCUUGUUUUCAUACACAUUACAUUAAAUCUGUAGCUGACAUGAUGAUAGAGGCCUUCAGCAUUUUGGUCCACCCAAACACCAGCUUCUUCAAGACGUUUUAAACCUGUUUUUCUCAUGACUUAUGUCAAAUAUUGUCGUAUCACAGUCAACUGUAUCUCAUACUCUCGCAGCUUUAUUGGGGCAGACUGAGAUACAGUACAAAUCUUUGCAAUAAUUUUGAUUGUAUGAAUGUGUGUGUGGUUCAACAGUCUGCCCUAAGCUUGCGCACAAAGCCAGAAGCUCAUAGUUAUCAUGUUAUAUGUUUCCCUCUCACUUUUGAUGUUUUCAUUUUGUCUUUAAAUUAUUUGUCUUGUAAAGACCCCAGCGUUUUGUCAUAAAGGAAGAAAUUAUUAAAUAUUAUGAUGUAUUGUAUGUCUCACUAGUCACAAUGAAUGCUUGCUAUAUUUUUAACGGCUUCAUUUUAUAAAUAA